Molecule: messenger RNA, 1993 nt
Organism: Drosophila serrata
Lineage: Eukaryota; Metazoa; Arthropoda; Insecta; Diptera; Drosophilidae
Source: RefSeq, a predicted model, not a curated record
AUGGGCGAGAAAUCUUUUCGGAAGUUGGGUCUGGCAGUGAUCCUGUCAGCCUUGGUUCUGUAUUUGUAUCUUUUCAUAGGAACCCAACAAAAGGCUGGAAAGAUUCGUAAUGCGUUCUUUGUGAAUGCGCCAGGAUGUCGCAUCGAGGCCAUGGAUGUGAUGAAUCCGCGUAUUGCCAAGUACUUUAAGAGGGAGUGGCCACAUCGUAAGUUCCAUCACAGCUGCCUGAGCACCAAUUGGUUUCAUGCGGAGGUAAUGGAUAGAAAUUGGUAUCUAAAAUUGGUGCCCGAUAUGGAUCGGAUUCUGGACAAUUAUGGUUUCAAUCACGAAGGACAGAUUCAUUGCUAUUGGUCAAAGUUUCAUAGCACUCGGCACUUGGAAAGCACACUGAUCGACCUGGGCAGGUUCAAUCUGGAUUAUCCCUACGUCAUUAAGGUGCCCAAGGAUGUGCUUCAGUUGCAAGUAACUUGCUAUAAUUCACUGAUAAAUACCACUCUGUGCGACGAAUCCCAUUACUUUAUUAGUCCGCCACCGCAGAAUCUGCUGGCUAUUCCCCCGACGUCCUUUAAGUUCUGGAAUAAAAACAUGAAUACCAAGGGUGGAAAUUCACCCAUUUCCGUUAUGAUCGUGGGCUUGGACUCCGUCUCACAUCUUCAAUUUCUUCGGCAAAUGCCAAAAACGCUGGCUUACAUUCGCAAGAAAACAUCCCACGUGGAGUUCUGGGGCUUCAAUAAGAUUGGGGUAAAUUCCUAUCAAAACUUGAUUCCCAUGCUUACGGGUCUGAGUGAGGCGGAGAGCCAGAAGUAUUGGAACUGGAAGAAGAAAUUAGAUGACCUUCCUUUGAUCUGGAAGGACUACAAGGCGGCGGGAUACAAUACCAGUUGGGGCGAGGACUGGGCUCCCUUCUCAAUGUUCCAUGAUGGAAAGCCAGGCUUCGCUAAGCAAACCACCGAUCAUAAUUUUCACGAUUUGAUGACUCAAGUCUAUGUACAACAAUCAAGAAUUAAAAUGGACAACGCAUUAUGCUUCUUGGAUGUCCUAAUGGAGAUGAACUACAAACUGUUGCCGCACAUGCAGCGUUAUCCUUUCUUCUCCUUUUACUGGUGGGGCAAUGGCGUACAUGAUUAUAUGUCCCGCUUUGUGGACAAGAGAUUCGAGCGCUUUUUGAAACGCCUGAACAAUGUCGGAAUUCUAAAUAAUACCAUAAUCAUCUUUAUGUCCGAUCAUGGCAUUAGAUGGGGAAACUUUCGUCAGAGUUAUCAAGGCAUGAUCGAAGACUCUCAGCCAUUUUUGUCGAUCUUAUAUCCUGCUUGGAUGCGAAAGAAAUAUCCGAUGGCGAUCAAGAAUUUGGCUGGUAAUUCCCAUAGUCUGGUGACCACGUACGAUCUUCAUGAGACCUUGAGACAUCUCUUGCAUCCCAAAACCCUGGAGGACGAAUCUAUCACCCUGAAAUCGGAGGAACUGUCAACACGGAAUGCUUCGCUAAUACCUAGAGGUGUAAGCCUUUUCCUACCCAUUCCCAUUGAGAGGACUUGCGACACCUCGCAUAUAUCCAGUCAUUUUUGUCUGUGUCACAAGCAAGUGGCCAUUUCUGUGGAUAAUCCUAUAGCCAUGCAGUCGGCCAAUAUCAUUGUGAAUUCGAUAAAUAAGUUAAUAGAGGAGUAUCCCGUCUGUAAGCCUUUGCAAUUGGAAUCGAUUGUCAGUGCUCAAUUCGCUGUUCCCGAAAGUCUGAAUCACAUUAAUAAAAAGAAGAGACACAAGAGUCUUUUUUAUACCGAAAAGGAUAUCCUAGUGCGAUUGAAGGUGAAACCGGGAAUAUCCUAUUUUGAAGGAAUGACAAGGAUACACAAGAACAGUAUCCACCUCAUUGGCGAUGUGGUUCGUCUCGGCGGUGACAAUUCUAACAAUAAUGAUUGCAUACAGAAUCCUGAGCUGAAUCCAUUCUGCUAUUGUUCUCUGUAACUUUUUUUAUAUAAAACAUUCAACAAUAAAC